UUACACAGUUAAAGAAGAAGAAGUGGUUAGUAAGGGAAAGAUAUCUGGCUAGCUUUGGACAUAUCGUAACACUUGAAGUUGAUCAAUCAUGUCAGUGAAAUCGUGUUGUAUUUACAGUACGGGAGUGAUUUCUAUUCUAACUUUGAUAGCAGGCAUAGUGCUGGUGCUUUCGCAGGUGUUUCAAAAUAUCCUCAACGCGAAGAUAAAAAAGGAGAUUGUGCUUAGGAAUGGCACACAUGCGUUUGAUGUGUGGGAGAACCCACCUCCUCCAGUCUACAUGCAGUUCUACUUCUUUAAUGUGACCAACCCGGCAGAGGUACUGAAGGGAGAGCGGCCUGCCGUUCUAGAGGUCGGACCUUACACAUACAGGGAGUUUCGUCCAAUGGAGCAAGUGAAUUUCCUGGAGAAUGGAACCAAAGUGUCAGCUGUCAACACUAAGACCUAUGUGUUUCAGUCUGACAUGUCCAAAGGUCCAGAGAGUGACUUGAUCAGAACAAUCAACAUCCCAGCUGUGACGGUGAUGGAAAAAUUCAAGGAUACGAGAGUUAUUGCCAAUAUCAUCUCAUCUUACAUGAAGUCGGUCAAUGAAGACCUAUUCACUACACACAGUGUGGGAGAACUGCUUUGGGGCUAUCAGGAUGGCCUUCUCAAAGCUCUGAAAGUAGUGGAGCCUACAUUAGAUGAUGUGUUUGGACUCUUCUACAAGCAAAAUGCUACAGAUGAUGGAGAGUAUGUGUUUCUGACCGGUCAACAGAGUUAUAAGGACUUUGCCGUUAUAGAUCAGUGGAAGGGCCAAAGCUCUCUGAAUUGGUGGACCACAGAUGAGUGUAACAUGAUCAAUGGGACCAAUGGGGCCUCCUUUCAUCCAAUCAUCACCAAGAACGAGACCCUCUACAUGUUUUCCUCUGAUCUCUGCAGAUCUAUCUAUGCCAUCUAUGAGGAGGAGAGCAGUGUGAUGGGUGUCCCAGGCUACAGGUUCUCUCUACCCAGCAAGGUGUUUGCCAACACAACAGACAACGCUGGUUUCUGUUCCCCACCAGGGAACUGUCUGGGCUCUGGCGUGCUCCAAGUCAGUGCCUGCAAACAAGAUGCUCCGAUCGUCAUGUCUUCUCCACACUUCUACCAGGCAGAUGAGAAGUUUGUCAAAGACAUCUUCGGGAUGAAACCAGACAAGAAGCAACACGAGACCAUCAUAGAUAUCAACCCGCUUACAGGCAUCGUACUUCAGGCUGCUAAGAGACUUCAAGUGAAUGUGUUUGUUGAGAAGAUUCCUGUGUUUAGCCAAACAGGUGAUAUCAGGACUCUGGUGUUUCCUGUACUCUAUCUCAAUGAGAGUGUUGUGAUCGAUGAGGUAUCGGCCAAACAGCUGCAGGUGAUCGUGGCGGAGGGCAACGUAGUGGUCAACAUACCCUUUAUGUUGAUUGGCUUAGGCAUCCUCCUGGGUGUUGUCUUUAUGGUGGUCCAGUGUCGUCAACGGAUCCCAGAGAGCUCUUCUGCCGAACGCCAGCCCCUUCUGAAGUCCUAGUCCCACAAGAAGUAGAAUUCACUCCACAGGAAGUGGUAUCCUGGGAGGACAGGAUUAGGAUUGCCAUCCAUGUUUUGUUAACAAUAUCAAGGGUUCUGACUGUGUACUAUCUCCACUUUACCAGAUUUAAUCAGCUUCUACCCUGUAACCAUAACCUCACUAUUGACUCUACUGUAAGGCUAGAUCAGGAACCGGAUUGAGAAUAUUUUUAAAUCUUUGAAAAUGAAUAGUUAAAAUACUUUCUAAAGUCUGACAUUUUAAUCCGUUAUUAUUUUUGUUUUUAUCCAUAAUUGUUUUUUGUUUUUUUAAAACAUGAGUUACAAGGAGGCUGACUGUACUUUUUUAUUUCAUAUUUUUUGUUGCUUUUAAAUGUUGUGUUUUAGGGUCACACAGAGAGAUUGAACACUGAUAGUAGGGAUUGAGAGAGGAUAGAAGCUCGGGCAGAUUGGCAAGAUCAUGUCAGACAUUGAGAGGCUGUUGAAAAGAAUUGCAAUAUUAUUAUCAUCUAUCGCUAUCAUCAUUAGUAUUCGGGAAUGUUGUAAAACUUCAAUUAAUAGCCUGGGUGUUUAUUUGCUGAAAUCACUUAACACAGCUGAUGUAUAUUAGAGACAGGCUUCUAUUUCCUUAAUGCACACAGCUUUUGUUAAUUUCCAUAGUUAAUUGUUUAAUUCCAGCAUUCACUUCCAGCAUUCUAAUCAUUUACAUACGGUCAAGUUUAUUUUCUGUUAGUAUGCCUCUAUUUAGAAAAAAAACGUUUCCUUGACAGAAUAAUGAUUCUCUUCUUUGACUGUGCAUUUUUGUAAGUUCUUAUUUUCACCACUAACUAGAGGGCGAUCUGACGGGGGUCUGUACUCCCGAAGUUGUUGACUGUUUUUGUGCUUGCCAGUUAGUUAGCAGUUCUCAGCUGUUAGCAGCCAAUGGCUAGAGGUUUCUUAAUGGUGAUUAAAAAUGGAUGAUUGCUAUAAUUUGAGUCAUUACUGAAUUGUUUAAUGUAACAAGUCAAACCUCGUAAAUAAUGAAUUUAGAGCCCAGGCGUUUAUUUGAAAUGGCUGUUUAUUUGCUGAAAUAUGUGCCGUCGCCUGGCUAUUAAAAGGGACAGGUGGCUAUUUGAGACAUUUUAACUGAAGUUUUACAGUGUAUCAAAACAUCCCCCAUUUGGACUGCUGACGUUAGCGCAGGGAAGUUAUUCUUAUAUUACACACCCCAGUGACAUUGUCACUUUUAUAUAUGGUUUUUAUACUGCUUGUCAGCCUUUGAGGAAUGAUCUGUCUGGUCGGCCUAUGAGGAAUGAUCUGUCUGGUCGGCCUAUGAGGAAUGAUCUGUCUGGUCGGCCUAUGAGGAAUGAUCUGUCUGGUCGGCCUAUGAGGAAUGAUCUGUCUGGUCGGCCUAUGAGGAAUGAUCUGUCUGGUCGGCCUAUGAGGAAUGAUCUGUCUGGUCGGCCUAUGAGGAAUGAUCUGUCUGGUUUGUGUGAAAUAAUAGGGGCUACAGAGUAGGGGUCAGUUCCAUUUAAAUUCAGGUGGUUAACUGAAAUUUAAAAAAAUCCUGGAUUGACUGAAUUGAAAUGGAAUUGAACCAAACACCGGAUGAGGUCAUACUACUUUAAUUUAAAAAGUUUUUCACCACUUCUGAUUAUAACUACGUACCUACAUACAUAUAGGGGAAGUUAUCAACAUUUUAUCAAACAGAUCAGUGUAUUUAGUCAGCAGGCAUUGGAAUCCACUGUUAAAUAUAUCAUUGCUAAUUGAUACCUUGUCAAAACAGUACUAAGUAAGAGUAUAGACGCAUGAGAAAAUACUGGAUAUUUGCAUGACAACAAUUUUCUGCUGCUGGGCUUGUGAUCACUGAGAGAAGUGGCAAAUCAUAUGCUGCGUGAUAUUCCUGCUUCCAGAAUCUGCAUUUUAAAAUGUUUCCAAUUUCUUUAUUUUUGUGAUGAACCAGUUUCACAACAACAGACAGGCGUGUGUAUUCUUGUCUAUUUUAGAGUGAUAAGAGUAUCAGUAACAUUUCCACUAGCUAUCUACUAACCCUAAACGUAACCCGUACCCUAAACGUAACCCGUACCCUAAACGUAACCCGUACCCUAAACGUAACCCGUACCCUAAACGUAACCCGUACCCUAAACGUAACCCUUACCCUAAACUCUUAUUCUAUACCUUAACACUAACGUUAACCUUAGCAAGCAGGUGCUGAUCAACAGAUGGUAUAUCAACAGGUAGGUUGUUGAUAGUACGACCAUCUGUAGAGCAUCCAAGUAAUGUUCACAACUCUGAUAUGCUCCGAUCACUGAUAUGCAUAGUUGCAGACUACUUUUUUCUUAAUCAUUUUUCUGUCUAGCAUCUGAACUAGUAUGAAUUAUAAUUGUUAUUGGAUAUGUGUAUUAUUUUACUCUAUGAGAGAGAGAACCUGCAUGGCUUUUUUGUUGUUGUUGUUGUUGUAAGAAACAAUAAAAUACUUUCACUACCAUGUCACAAAAAAAUUCAAUAAUAUAUUUUAACAUUAUUUACAUUGUGUGUGUACAAUCUUGACAAUAUAUACAAAUAAAUAAUUUACAAAUAAAUAACGGCUCAAUGGCAUCGUCACAGUUUGAAACGUAUCUUCCACAGACAUUUGUUUUUCUUGUCAAUAAACUGCUUCAUGUUGGU
Messenger RNA from Salvelinus namaycush (lake trout), 4167 nucleotides. It is a transcript of the gene scarb2c, whose product is annotated as scavenger receptor class B, member 2c. Gene Ontology annotation, cellular component: membrane; cytoplasm; lysosome. The transcript has 12 exons. Lineage: Eukaryota; Metazoa; Chordata; Actinopteri; Salmoniformes; Salmonidae. The coding region runs from base 89 to 1525 and encodes 478 amino acids. Gene Ontology annotation, biological process: receptor-mediated endocytosis; protein targeting to lysosome. The record is from RefSeq and is a predicted model, not a curated record. Gene Ontology annotation, molecular function: scavenger receptor activity.